AUGUUUUGGGAACAUUUUGGGAAUUCUUUGGGAAUUUUUUGGGAUUUUUUGGGAAUUCUCUGGGAAUGUUUUGGGAAUUCUCUGGAGAAUUUUUUGGGGAAUUUUUUUGGGAAUCUGGGAAUUUUUUGGGAAUUUUUUGGGAACAUUUUGGGAACAUUUUGGGAAUUCUCUGUUAAUUUUUGGGAAUUCCCAGGCUACGAGCUGUCCAAGCUGGAGAGCACCGUGGGCUCCCCGGAGAAGCCGCUCUCGGACCUGGGCAAGCUCAGCUACCGCAGUUACUGGUCCUGGGUGCUGCUGGAGAUCCUCAGGGACUUCCGGGGGACCCUCUCCAUCAAGGACCUCAGUCAGAUGACCAGCAUUACUCAGACUGACAUCAUCAGCACCCUGCAGUCCCUGAACAUGGUGAAGUACUGGAAGGGGCAGCACGUCAUCUGCGUCACCCCCAAACUGGUGGAGGAGCAUCUCAAGAGCGCCCAGUACAAGAAACCACCCAUCACCGGUCAGUAAUUAACGCUCCUCGUUAAUUAACCCUCGCUAAUUAACACCCCUUCUUCAUUAACCCCCGCUAAUUAACAUCCCCUCCUUAAUUAACGCACCCCUCGGGGAUUAACUGCCGUUAAUUGGCGCUCCUCAGUGAUUAAACGCCGUUAAUUAGCGCCCCUCAGUGGUUAAACACCAAUAAUUAACGCCCCUUCUUCGUUAAUCCCCACUAAUUAACACCCCUUGGUGGUUAAACGCCGUUAAUUAGCGCCCCUCGGUGGUUAACUGACGUUAAUUAGCCCCCCUUGGUCGUUAAACGCCAUUAAUUAGCACCCCUCCUUAAUUAACCCACGCUAAUUAGUGCCCCUUCUCCGUUAAUCCCCGCUAAUUAGCGCCCCCUCCUUAAUUAACGCACCCCUCCAGGAUUAACUGCCGUUAAUUGGCGCUCCUCAGUGAUUAAACGCUGUUAAUUAGCGCUCCUCGGUGAUUAAACGCCAUUAAUUAGCGCCCCUCGGUGGUUAACUGACAUUAAUUAACACCCCUUCUUCAUUAACCCACGCUAAUUAACACCCCCUCCUUAAUUAACGCACCCCUCGGGGAUUAACUGCUGUUAAUUGGCGCUCCUCAGUGAUUAAACGCCAUUAAUUAGCGCCUCUUGGUCGUUAAACGCCGUUAAUUAGCGACCCUCGGUGGUUAACUGACGUUAAUUAGCGCUCCUCCUUAAUUAACCCACGCUAAUUAGUGCCCCUUCUUCAUUAAUCCACGCUAAUUAACACCCCCUCCUUAAUUAACGCGCCCCUCGGGGAUUAACUGCCGCUAAUUGGCGCUCCUCAGUGAUUAAACGCCGUUAAUUAGCACCCCCUCGGUGAUUAACUGAUGUUAAUUAGCGCCCCUCGUUAAUUAACCCACGCUAAUUAACAUCCCUUCUUCAUUAACCGCCGCUAAUUAACACCCCCUCCUUAAUUAACGCGUCCCUCGGGGAUUAACGCGCCCCUCAUUAAUUAACCAAUGCUAAUUACCGCCCCUCGUUAAUUAACCAACGUUAAUUAGCGUUCCUCGAUGAUCAACCGCCGUUAAUUAGGGCCCCUUGGUGGUUAAAUGCCAUUAAUUAGUGCCCCUUGUUAAUUAACCACAGUUAAUUAGUACCCCUCGGCAAUUAAAAGCCAUUAAUUUGCGCCUCUUGUUAAUUAACUGCCGUUAAUUAGGGCCCCUUGUUAAUUAACAGCCAUUAAUUAGCGCCCCCCCCAGUGUGGGGGGAUGGUUCGGUCUGGGGGUGCCGGGGUGAGGUUGGUUCGUUAAUUGGUGCUUGUUAAUUAGUCGGUUUGCUUUAAUUAGUUGUGGGUAAUUGGUGGGUGUUUGGUGAGGGUUUUAAUGAGUUUUUGUGCAGGAGGACACUCGUUAAUUAACAUGCUUUAAUUAAUUAAUGGUGGUGUCCCCCCCCGUGAUUGCACUGAAUGGUUCGGUCCAAAAACCCCCCCUGAAGUUCCCCCAUUAAUUAACAGCCAUUGAUUAAUUGCCUUUAAUUAUUGCAGUCUCUUUAAUGAAUUUCUGUGCAGCAGCACGCUCGUUAAUUAACACAAUUUAAUUAAUUAACAGUGGCACACCCCCCCCGUUAAUGGCUCAGUCCAAAAACCCCCCUGAAAUUCCCCCAUUAAUGAACAGACACUAAUUAAUUAAUUGCCUUUAAUUAUUGCAGAUUCUUUAAUGAGUUUCUGUACAGGAACACGCUCGUUAAUUAACACGAUUUAAUUAAUUAAUAAUGACACCUCCC
Messenger RNA from Parus major (Great Tit), 2251 nucleotides. RefSeq names its product histone acetyltransferase KAT8-like. Bases 1 to 507 code for a protein of 168 amino acids. The record is from RefSeq and is a predicted model, not a curated record. NCBI's taxonomy places the organism in Eukaryota, Metazoa, Chordata, Aves, Passeriformes, Paridae. The transcript is spliced from 3 exons. Gene Ontology annotation, biological process: regulation of DNA-templated transcription. Gene Ontology annotation, molecular function: histone acetyltransferase activity.